GGAAGUUGAAAGGGACUAUGAAUGUCAAACUGUAGCAUGGUGGGCUGCGUUUUCUAGUAACCUACAUUACAAAUAUGUCAGGCUACAGUUUAUUUAGGAUAGCCACGUUAACAAAAUGCAUCACAACCAACGCUGCAACGUCGCUGUGCAGGACGAACGUGUUAAACAGAAUACAGACAUGUGGAUAUGCUAAGAAAGUUGCGGCCAAAGGGAAAGGUAAAGGCAUGGUGAAAGAAGAUCUGAAAGGCCCGGAGGUGUGUAAAGACCCUGUCAGACUGACUUCUUAUGCAGUAGGAGUAAACAUCCUGAAGCAAGGAGAAGACCCCCAUCUGAAGCCCCCUGAUCAAUAUCCAGAGUGGUUGUUCCAGUUGAACCUGGGAGAGCCCAAAAAGCUGCAGGAGCUGGAGUCGGACACCUGGGAAUACUGGAAGCGUCUGAGGAAGGAGAACAUUUGGCGUUAUAACAGACUACAUAAAGGGAAGAAGUUUUAGGCCUUCGCCGGACUGACAGAGGGUUUCUUCCCACACGUCGGGUUGCUACAGACUCGGUGGACUGAAUUAUCUGACAUGCUGUUUAUGCAGAGCCAGAGUUCAGCUUCCUGGUGAAUCAUUAUCAUUAGACCAACACUUUGUCACUUCCGUGUGUUAAUACCUGAAAGCUAUAAGAAAUAUCAUGUUGGUUAUGGUUAAAAAAAUAAACAUACCGCCAGAGUAAAGCCUCAACAAUGCAACUUUCUCAACCAAAAACUGAACAUCAUACGCAUUAUUGACCUUGGAAACAGUAUUUGGCAAAACAACCUCACCACCAGGUCCAUUUGACCGUUGUUCUGGAGCUUUCAGUUGUACGACACAACCGUCUUCAGCAGAUGGUACUUAAAGUUGCAAUGAAUUUGUGGACCUACAAAUCUUAAAUAUCAUGCGAUAAGAUCGAAAGCUCUCAAACUUAGUGGUGAGAUUGUUUAGUCAAUUUCAAUAAGGUAGUUGUAUUUGGUUCAGGGUUCCUGCAUUGCACUGAAUUAGUUUGUACCGGUUCAUCUUUUUUUGUUUUUUUUCUAUUGCCCAUAUCUGAAAAGAAAUGGCCUGCUCAUAUUUCCAGAAAUGAUCAUAAUGAUGUUCCCUAUGUUUUUCUUUUCUUUUUGCAAAAUCAUAAAUAAAUAGGAAUAAGUAAA
This is a messenger RNA of Anoplopoma fimbria (sablefish), 1168 nucleotides long. It is a transcript of the gene mrpl54, whose product is annotated as mitochondrial ribosomal protein L54. Bases 75 to 491 code for a protein of 138 amino acids. Lineage: Eukaryota; Metazoa; Chordata; Actinopteri; Perciformes; Anoplopomatidae. Gene Ontology annotation, molecular function: structural constituent of ribosome. The record is from RefSeq and is a predicted model, not a curated record. Gene Ontology annotation, cellular component: mitochondrial large ribosomal subunit. The transcript is spliced from 3 exons.